This is a messenger RNA of Hyla sarda, 1197 nucleotides long. Its product is annotated as gastrula zinc finger protein XlCGF8.2DB-like. The transcript is spliced from 2 exons. NCBI's taxonomy places the organism in Eukaryota, Metazoa, Chordata, Amphibia, Anura, Hylidae. The record is from RefSeq and is a predicted model, not a curated record. The coding region runs from base 21 to 1118 and encodes 365 amino acids.
AGGAAAGUUCUGGAGGAACAAUGAGUGGACUAGAAAACCUCAUAUCAGAGAAUGGAGAGAAGCCAUUUUCAUGUCCGGAAUGUGGAAAAUAUUUUAGUAAGAAAUCAAAUCUUGUAACUCAUGAGAGAACUCACACAGGAGAGAAGCCAUUUUCAUGUUCAGAAUGUGUGAAGAGUUUUAGUCAAAAAUCACAACUCAUGGAACAUAUAAAAACUCACACAGGAGAGAAGCCAUUUUCAUGUCCGGAAUGUGUGAAGUGUUUUAGGAAUAAAUCCCAUCUCGUAGAACAUAUGAAAACUCACACAGGAGAGAAGCCAUUUUCAUGUCCGGAAUGUGUGAAGAGUUUUAGUUUUAAAUUAAGUCUUGUGGAUCAUAUGAGAACUCACACAGGAGAGAAGCCAUUUUCAUGUGCAGAAUGUGUGAAGUGUUUUAGUCAAAAAUCAAGUCUUGUGGAUCAUAUGAGAACUCACACAGGAGAGAAGCCAUUUUCAUGUCCAGAAUGUGUGAAGAGUUUUAGUCAAAAAUCACAUCUUGAAAGACAUAUGAGAACUCACACAGGAGAGAAGCCAUUUUCAUGUCCAGAAUGUGUGAAGAGUUUUAGUCAUAAAUCACAUCUUGUGGAACAUAUGAGAACUCACACAGGAGAGGAGCCAUUUUCAUGUCCAGAAUGUGUGAAGAGUUUUAGUAAAAAAUCACAUCUUGAAAAACAUAUGAGAACUCACACAGGAGAGAAGCCAUUUUCAUGUCCAGAAUGUGUAAAGAGUUUUACACACAAAACAAGUCUUGUGCAUCAUAUGAGAACUCACACAGGAGAGAAGCCAUUUUCAUGUCCAGAAUGUGUGAAGUGUUUUAGUCAUAAAUCACAUCUUGUGCAUCAUAUGAGAACUCACACAGGAGAGAAGCCAUUUUCUUGUCCAGAAUGUGUGAAGUGUUUUAGUCAUAAAUCUAAUCUUGAAAAACAUAAGAGAACUCACACAGGAGAGAAGCCAUUUUCAUGUCCAGAAUGUGGGAAGUGUUUUAGUCAGAAAUCUAGUCUUGAAAAACAUAUGAGAAUUCACACAGGAGAGAAGCCAUGUUCAACAAAAAACAAACCUUCCACAACCCUCCACAGCUCUUAAAAAUCCCAUGUGGUGUACAGUAUUUACUAUAAUAUAUGGCACAUGGGGGCCCCAUGGUCCCACUACAGCAAGAGCAAUA